This is a messenger RNA of Choloepus didactylus (southern two-toed sloth), 3045 nucleotides long. It is a transcript of the gene SKAP1, whose product is annotated as src kinase associated phosphoprotein 1. Gene Ontology annotation, cellular component: cytoplasm; plasma membrane. Gene Ontology annotation, molecular function: protein binding. The transcript has 12 exons. The record is from RefSeq and is a predicted model, not a curated record. The coding region runs from base 1350 to 2420 and encodes 356 amino acids. NCBI's taxonomy places the organism in Eukaryota, Metazoa, Chordata, Mammalia, Pilosa, Megalonychidae.
CUUACUUAGAAUUUAUAAUUACCAGAUCACUAAGGAAAUGAGGAGCCAGAGGCUAGAUACUGUAGAAGAAAAUGGAAAAAUGAGUCUUUCCUUUAGCAAGCUCUUUGAAACUGCCUUACAUCCACCCAUUCAACCAUCAUCCCAUUAACGUAACCUUUGUUUUACUGAAUCCUCUUCUUCAGUCACACCACCUCUAUUGUUCCAUUUAUGACUAGUCAACUUGAGUGUAUGUGUAUUGAUAUUAAUUGGCUUGAAAGUACCAAAAGUUUGCAAAAUGUCAGCCACAAUUUUUUUUAAAUUUUAUUAUGGUAAUGUAUAUAUAAAACAAAAAUUUGCCAUUAUAACCAUUUUAAAUGUACAAUUCAGUGGUGUUAAUUACAUUCAGUAUGUUGUGCAACCAUCACCACCAUCUGUUUCCAAAGCUUUUUCAUCAUCCUAAAUUGAAACUCUGUACCCAUUAAGCAAUAACUCCUCGUUCCUUCUUCCCCCAAGCCUCUCCAACCUACUUUCUGUCUCCGAAUCUGCCUAUUCUAGACAUAUCAUAAAAGUGGUAUCAUACAAUAUUUGUUCUUUUAUGUCUGGCCCAUUUCAAGCAGCAUAAUGUUUUCUGGGUUCAUCAUGUUGUAGCAUGUAUCAGAACUUCAUCCCUUUUAAUGGCUGAAUAAUAUUAUACCAUUGUAUGUAUGCACCACAUUUUGUUUUAUCUGUUCUUUUGUUGAUGGACACUUGGGUGGUUUUCUUCUUUUGGCCAUUGUGAAUAAUGCUGCUACUAACGUCAGUGUACAAUUAUCUGUUUGAGUCCCUGCUUUCAGCUCUAUUGGAUAUAUACCGAGAGUAAUUGCUGGAUCACAUGGUAAGUCUAUAUUUGACUUUCUGAAGAAUCAUCAAACUUUUUCACAGUGACUGUGCCAUUUUGCAUUCCCACCAACAAUCCACAAGGGUUCCAAUUUCUCCAUAUCCUCAGAAGCACUUGUUAUUUUCUGUUUUUUUCCCCAAUAAUAGCCAUUUUAUGGGGUAUAAAGUUUUAUCUCAUAGAGUAUCCACAGUUAGUUUUGUUGUGUGGCAGUUAUAUCUCCCCAAAAAGCUUGGUGAGAAAAGAAAUUUGGUAGGCAUCAAACUUGGGAAUUAAAUUUAUAUGACAAAUUGUCAAGUAACAUGAAAAGAGUUAUUGAAAGUCAUUAAAAAGUUUUAUCUUUAGUCAUACUAAAACAAUAGAAUUAUGGGGUUUUGGCAAGUUUAGGGGGUUCCACACCUAUCUAAAACCAUAAUUUGGCACUUCAGUGCUUAUUUGGAAGGUUUGUAAGAAAUUCCUAGCAGGAUAAUCUGGGAAAGCCACUAGAUAAAUAUACAUGCAAUAUUUGUUUUGCACAAAGUCUUAUUUCUCUCUUUAUUGUUUCCCUGUUUUGAUUCCUUCAAUUCUUUCCUCGAUGUUUUGCUGCUUGAGAAUGAAAAAGGUGGAGAGAAGUGAAAAUAGCACUGCCUCUGAUUCAUGGUACCACUGGGAGUUUCAGCCCCAAGGGGGAGACCAAGCUGAAAAUUUCCUCGGCCAAGACAGCUCUGAUGAUAAUCACAGUGGAACUCAUGGCCCUUGCCUCCCGUUUGAUUAUCUGGAUGAGGGAAUAGAAGACAUCGUAAGAGGAGCUCAAGAGCUUGACAACGUCAUCAAACAGGGAUAUUUGGAGAAAAAAAGCAAAGAUCAUAGUUUCUUUGGAUCGGAGUGGCAGAAGCGGUGGUGUGUUGUCAGCAGAGGCCUCUUCUACUAUUACGCUAAUGAGAAAAGCAAGCAGCCCAAAGGGACCUUUCUCAUUAAGGGAUACAGUGUACGGAUGGCCCCCCACCUGCGAAGAGAUGCCAAGAAAGAAUCCUGCUUUGAACUGACCUCCCAGGAUAGGCGCAGCUAUGAGUUCACAGCUACUAAUCCAUCUGAAGCCAGAGACUGGGUGGAUCAAAUAAGUUUCUUGCUGAAGGAUCUGAGCUCCCUAACCAUUCCCUGUGAAGAGGAGGAAGAGGAAGAAGAAGAGGAAGAAGAGAUGUACGAUGACAUUGAUGAUUUUGACUCCCCAAAUUCCGGUUCCCAGUGCAGACCCAUUAUCUUGCCUGGGAGUAUGGGGAUAAAAGAGCUUGUAGAGGAAAAAGAGGAAGAAGAUAUUUAUGAAGUCUUACCAGACGAAGAGCGCGGUCUCGAAGAGGAUGAGCGUGGCACGCAACAGAAAGGCGUGGACUAUGCCAGUUAUUACCAGGGCCUAUGGGAUUGCCACGGUGACCAGCCAGAUGAACUGUCCUUCCAGCGGGGGGACCUCAUCCACAUUCUGAGCAAGGAAUAUAACAUGUAUGGCUGGUGGGUAGGAGAACUGAACAGUCUUGUUGGGAUUGUCCCAAAGGAGUACCUCACCACUGCCUUUGAAAUGGAAGAAAGAUGAAGCCCAGGACACAUAUUAUUCUCUCUGUCCUGCCUGUAUGAAGAAGCUGAUCAUCAAGAGACCCCGCCUCUUACCCCACCACCCCACCAACAUCAUGGACCCUCUCUUUACUGAAGAGACCCAAGUGACAUUUGUAGUGACUGUAACCACCAAUAAGGCAAGUGGGAAUAGGAACAUUCAUUUAACUCUUUACUAAACCAGCCUUGUCACAGUUCCUCCUCACCUCUAAAUGUGUCCACACAUCUACUUCUGCCUUUUCCUCAGGCUUGUCAGAGACAGAGAGACAGAAAGAGAGACAGAGAGAGACACACACACAGACACAGAGACAUAGAGACACAGAGACAGAGAGACACAGAGGCAGAGACUCUUGGAGAAGGAAGGUGCUGGUUGUUUGACUGGUUUGAAAAGCACAAAUAAACUUCAGAUUUGGAUCCUUGCUGUGUCUGAUGGUGUUGAGUUUCUUUUUGUAAAAGGUUAUCAGAAUGCCAGCUCUGGGCAUUCUCACCACUUCCAAAAUAGGAAAGGAUGGCAAGGGAGAAACAGUUCAAACAGAGAAGAGGACGUGCAGUUUCUUUCAGGGGCAGAAGCAUCUCUGGAGUCCAGGUCUGCCUUGUUCCUGGUCAGC